Molecule: messenger RNA, 1362 nt
Organism: Cyphellophora attinorum
Lineage: Eukaryota; Fungi; Ascomycota; Eurotiomycetes; Chaetothyriales; Cyphellophoraceae
Exons: 5
Coding region: 1-1362 (453 amino acids)
Source: RefSeq, a predicted model, not a curated record
AUGGCCGAGUACGCACCCGGUACGUCUGGGCAAGAUCGAAAUUCUACUUUCUCAAAUCCAAGUCUCAUCUCGCCACAUUAUACCAACGGCAAUGGGGUCAACUACUUCCAUCCCCAGUUUCCGCCGGCUCACCCUCCAUACUCAGGGGCUGUGCCCUAUACAAGCUAUCCCGCGCACUACAUGCUCAACACGCACGCCUCCAACCCAAUGUAUAACGCGGGAAUGCAGUACCAGCUGGCACCUCCAUCACGAUCGUACGCUCAGAGUAGGACUCUGUCGUACCCACCAUCCACUGGAUAUCACACGACCACGCUGCCGACCCAACGUCUGCAUGCGCCAUCACAGCAUCGUUUGGCAUAUGCCGGAGAAAUUGGACUUGGUAGCGUCGACAUUGAGGCUCAGGACUCUGUCAAUGAAGCCACAGCACUGUCGGAGCCGAUUCUGCCUGUGCUGGAAGGCUACCCUGUUGCAAAGGACUUCGAUCAGAUCGUCCAGCUGUACGUUGAUGAGCUCUCUCCCAAGAAGCGUGACAAGGCUUUGAUCACUGCUCGACGAGCACGCAACAUACGCACUGUCUUGAUGGACACUAAGACCACAAGCGUUGAAUCAGCGCAGUUCAGAUUCUGGGUCAAGAAGAUGUUCUCAUUGGAGCAAAUUGGACCUGCGGGAACGCCUAAAAGCAUUUGCCAUUCCAACAAGCCAGUCGCUGUGCGCGAGAAACUGUUCAAGAUCCUCACUCGCGCACACAAAGCCUGUCAGCAUGGUGGGCGAGACAAGACAUCACUGCAAGUCCGCAGAGUGUAUUCAUGGGUACCGAAAGAGCUGAUCUCUCGCUUCGUCAAAGCAUGCCCAACCUGCAGGAUCCGCCGGCCUUCCCGCGGCGAGGACGUCGAGAUGGCAGGCUGCGAUGACGGCAACCUCUCCGAUGAUGACUGCCCAUCACCAUCAUCACCCGACUCGCGCCUUACCUCUGUUCCAUCAUCCAAGCGCGGCUCCGCAUCCAACGGUAUGCCAGGCUUCAGCGCCACCUUCGCCAAGCAGAACCGCUGGAUGACCGACCUGCCCGAAACCAAGCUCAAAACCGAUUACUACGACACCAAGCCCAAGCACGAAUAUUAUGAUACCAUGAAUUAUGCACAACACGACAACCAUCACGAGCACUACAACAGCAAUCGCAUCAGCCAGCAACUCAGCAACAUGUCGUUUUCGUCUGCUUCUGAUCAUACAUCUCCUACCACUGGAUACCCUUCAAGCAAUGUACGAACAACUAGUUCUAAUUGGCAUACGAACCCGGCGUACUCCGCUUAUUCGGUCAAGGCAGACCGCCAUGGAGAGCACAUCAAACAGGAGCAUCGCAUGUGA